This is a messenger RNA of Protomyces lactucae-debilis, 1662 nucleotides long. RefSeq lists its product as uncharacterized. The coding region runs from base 351 to 1511 and encodes 386 amino acids. NCBI's taxonomy places the organism in Eukaryota, Fungi, Ascomycota, Taphrinomycetes, Taphrinales, Protomycetaceae. The record is from RefSeq and is a predicted model, not a curated record. The transcript has a single exon.
GGUAAAGCGUCGACAGUCGUGUUUGCGAGACUUUUGCUGCUUUGGAUCAAAUUGGAUCAAGUUUUGUUCAAUCCAAGCCCCAUGAGGUUAUGUUCUCACGCGAACUUGCCCAGUUUCUGAGUCAAGUCCGGCAUCUUGCACAUGCAGAUGUGAUACGUAUCUUCAACCUGCCAGAAGAGUCAAAUUUGUCGAGCCUUUUGCAACAACGGGUCACUUUCUCUUCAGUCUAAGCCUCAUUUUCACACACCAAGUUCCUCGUCUCCUGAAAUUCCCGUCGACUUUUAUCACAUGGCGUUGCGACGUGUACACUCGACCUGUCAGAUGUGUGAAAAAGUUUGCCAUCGACUGGAAUGCACUGUGCACAAGACAUCAGCGACCUGUCCACCUGCCAUCCAUUUCCUGCCCAUCACUCUCCAUACAGUUUCACGCAUCUUACAAUGAGGGUCUCGAUAACCCUGCGGCUGCUGUUCACUUUACUCAUCACAUUCAUUGCUGUCGGCUCAGCAGCUGGUGGAUUUUCCAAAAAGCUGAAGAAGUUAUGGGGAUCCAAGUCUAGACCGGAGAACUUUGAACAUGGAGAAUCGAGCAACACCAUUGUAGAGUCCGCUUCACCUGGCGACCCUACCUUUGGCGAAGCACUCGAAACGGGGAAGUGCUAUCAGGCAAAGAUCCGUCUGGUUCGAUCGGCGUCCAUCCUCGAGUCGCAGAUUCAUUGCGAUAAUCUCUGUAGGAUCCACGCGCAUGCGUUUGUCGCGAUCUACAAAAGCAAGGAUGAAGCGGAUGUUCCACAUUCCUUUUGCAAUCGCGGAUAUGCACAUUUCUCAUACGACUCCUUCUGCCAGAAUUCAGGAUACGUCAACGCGACAGAAGGGAAGGGGCCGUAUUCGAAUGUCAAAGCUGUUCUUGUGAAUAUGCUAAAUGAGUAUGGUAAAUACGGUCGUCUCGAUGCAGACAGUCCUCGCUUUACUGCAUUCUUUCGGCAAUUCGCAAGUGGUUUCAGUUUGGAGGAUGCCUGGCUGGGAAGCAUGGUGGAAGAAUUUACUGCAUUCGAGUCUUAUCCAUCCAAUGAAAAGGGAACCGAAGACGAAGAGCUACAGACUUGUCGAUGUGGAAUCUGGGCUACAUUCACUAGAGUACCCCAUCGGCCAGGGAGUAAGCACAUGUGCGAUUUGCCUCAGUUCAGCUCCUUCAUCAGCAGGAUCAGUUCCGGAUGGACGCUUGCCUAUGAACAGACAAGUGGUACUUAUGGUGAGACCGCUGUACCUAAACGACUCUCUAGGCACUUCGAACAAUUCGAAGGCAUGCCAGAAGAGGCAUCUGAAUGGUUCAUCACGCGCCCGGCGAUUCCAGUUGACCAGCCUGGCUUUGAUUGCAUCCAAACUUUGCGAGAUGAGCAUUGGAAGCAAGCUCCUACAGGCGACACAUUUAUUGAGACCUUGCAGCCGGAGCACAGCAACACCUUACAACAGGAUCAAGCUCCCCACGGGUGUCCGCCAAAACCCUACUGGUGAAGUCGAUCGCAGCUGGACUGCUUUUCUGCGCCGUCGUUCGCGGCUUCGAGCCAUGUCGCUAUGCCGAAUGCACACUAGUCCCCUCGCGUUCCUGGCAUUCGCCAGUCACACCCUGCUCAACAACAGCUACUUCAACUCAGUAUCCAGACUA